Messenger RNA from Cladophialophora carrionii CBS 160.54, 708 nucleotides. RefSeq lists its product as uncharacterized. Gene Ontology annotation, cellular component: mitochondrial inner membrane. The transcript has a single exon. The coding region runs from base 1 to 708 and encodes 235 amino acids. Lineage: Eukaryota; Fungi; Ascomycota; Eurotiomycetes; Chaetothyriales; Herpotrichiellaceae. Gene Ontology annotation, biological process: mitochondrial respiratory chain complex IV assembly. The record is from RefSeq and is a predicted model, not a curated record.
AUGAACGGCAAGAAACUCCUCACCACGCCCAUGGCGCUCAAACAGCUUCAAAGUCUGCCACCUUCUCUGCGCCAGUCCAUCCUCCGCGUCCACCACCUCCGAGACGCACCCCUAGUACCCAUACCUUCAACCUCGAUACCGAGAACGCUCUCCCGCUCAUCUUCAUCCUCAUCCCCCCCCUCGACAUCCCCCAACGCUGACCCUAACCGCAUCAUUCGCCCUCUGGUGCCUCCUCCCCGUGAGGGAUCCGGCCCUUUACUCUCCCGCCGACCCGACCGCGCGCUGCCCGACCUCCCGGCCGGAAUCUCAGUCUGGCUGAAGACCCUCCCGAUCUUCGUCCUCCUGAUCACAGUGUCCAGCCUGGCGAUCUUCAACUACGAGAAGUCGACGUCCAGCACCGUCAACAGCAUCCUGUACGCAUUGCGCACCAACAUCCACGCCCGCGACCUGCUGGGCGAUGAGAUCUACUUUGCCAGCAAGCUGCCGUGGAUCAGUGGCGAGUUGAGCCCCAUGCAAGGCGUCAUCAACAUCAGGUUUCGGGUGAAGGGGACAAAAGGGGUGGCGGAGACGAAGUUCGUGGCCGUGAAGCGGAGAGGCGGCUUCUUCGAGACCUUGGAGUGGAGCCUCCGCGGCGACGACGGGACGGAAGUGCAGCUGUUGGAGAAGGAGGGGACGACGGAUCCCUUGGAGGGCCAGAGGUUAGAUUGA